AUGAGGUGCGUUGCUCACAUAUUGAACUUGGUGGUAAAUGAGGGUUUGAAAGAUAAGCAUUUGUCUAUUACUAGUGUUAGGGAUGUUGUUAGAUUUGUCAAGUCCUCACCUCAAAGGGCAACCAAGUUUAAAGAAUGCAUUGAAUUUGCUCGAAUAACUUGUAAAAGACUAGUAUGUCUAGAUGUUUCAACUUGUUGGAACGCGACAUAUUUGAUGCUUGAGGCUGUAGAGAAGUUUCAAGCUGGUUUUGAUAAGCUUGAGUAUGAAGAGUCGAGCUAUAGGGAGUUAUUUGGAAAAGGUAGUCCUCAUAGUAGUGAUGAUUGGGACAUUGUUAGAGCUUUUUUAACUAAUGUUUUUUCCACCUCUCAAAGUGUGAGUUUGCAUAGUGCUUUUCACCAAGUGCCUGCGAUCUAUUGUGAGCUGAAGCAAGCUACUAUGAACUUGAAUGGUGUUUCUGCAAGUGUGGGUGGGGACAUGAUGGAAAAGUAUAAUAGAUAUUUGGGGUGUGUUACUAAGAUGAACAAGUUGAUUUAUUUUGGAAUUAUUUUGUAUCCAAGAUACAAGUUGAGUUAUAUUGAAUGGACUUUUAAGGAUAUGUAUGGAGUUGGAUCUGUGUUUGCUAUCGGGUUGAUCAAAUCUAUAAAAGAGAGCUUACAAAAAUCGUAUGAUUGGUAUAAGCAAGCUUAUGACCAAAAUCAUAAUAGACAACCUCUUGGUAGUGGUGAAAACAAUGUUUCCAAUGAUGAAACAACAGCUGGCCGUCCUUCACUAAUGGCUAGAGCCGAUGCUUUUGAGCAACAUUUAGAGGAACAAGACUCGAUUGAUCAACAAAAUGAGCUUGAGGGUUUUUACUCUAUGUCUACGGUUGCAUCAGAAAGUGCCUUCAGUACGGGAGGGAGAGUCUUAGAAACUUAUAGGAGCUCCCUAAAACCUAAAAUGGCAGAGGCAUUAAUUUGCAGCCAGAAUUGGUUAAAGUUGUCUUUUACCUAUUUCAAAGACUUGAACCUCAUGGAAGAUUUUGAGCUUUCUGAAGAUAUUAUAGCAGAAUUUGAAGAAAUUUCUUCUACAGCAAGAAGAGGAUCUUUACCGUCUCAGCCACAACCUUCUGGUUGUGCUUGA
Molecule: messenger RNA, 1119 nt
Organism: Lathyrus oleraceus (garden pea)
Lineage: Eukaryota; Viridiplantae; Streptophyta; Magnoliopsida; Fabales; Fabaceae
Product: zinc finger BED domain-containing protein RICESLEEPER 2-like
Exons: 4
Coding region: 1-1119 (372 amino acids)
Molecular function (GO): protein dimerization activity; DNA binding
Source: RefSeq, a predicted model, not a curated record